UUAUUAUUGACAUGUUUUUAAGCAUAAAAUAAAAAGAAAAUUUGUUUGUUUGUUAUCCUCUAUAUAAAUCAGAAUUAUUUUACUUCAUGACGCUAAAAUAUUGACUGUGACGUCAUAAUUAUGUUAACGUCAUUGUUUGACGUCGUCGUUACCAGUAACGUACAAACGGAUAACAGAGGAAGACACGAAAAUGAGCUAUAUUUGGGAGCAAAGAAAUAGAUUGACAGAACUUCAGUAUGUGCCGGGGUUAGGGCCUGUUAUGCUUACGUUAAUACAUGACAGGGUAUAUAUUUUACAAAAUGGUAUCUGGGUGGAAAUUAUGCCGUGGUUUUUUAACAGUCGAACUUCGUAUGAGGACACUACACAGAAUGCAGAUAUGAAUGCUAGCCAGAGGAAAGAGGAAGAAAGAAAGAGAAAGGCUGAUGAAAGAAAAGCAAGAAGGCGGCAGAAAAGAAAGAAAGCCGAAGAAAAGAAAGCGAGACAGUGGGAGGAAAGGAAAAGAGCCGUAGAAAACGAAGCAAGAGAGUGGCAGGAAAGAAAAAUUGCCGAAGUAAAGAAAGCAAUGAAGUCGUCGGAGGAAUUGUAUAGAGGGCUUGAUGCAGCAAUUAAGAAGGUUCAAGAAAGUCAACACAAAGACGAAGUGAUGGAUAAAGUGAAGGGGACAGAUAAGCAGCGCACCAAGAAUAAUAUGAACAAAGAGAAUGACACAGGGUACGAGAGCGACAACGAGGAAAACUAUUUUAUUGCAAGGUUUUGUUUCCAUUGAUUUUUUUUCCAAAUAUUCUGAAGUAUUUCAAGCAUUCCUUUUUUUUAAUCAUUGUUUUUGAUAAAAAUGAAAUAAAUAACUAUAUAUUAUUA
Messenger RNA from Ruditapes philippinarum (Manila clam), 858 nucleotides. RefSeq lists its product as uncharacterized. Bases 191 to 766 code for a protein of 191 amino acids. NCBI's taxonomy places the organism in Eukaryota, Metazoa, Mollusca, Bivalvia, Venerida, Veneridae. The record is from RefSeq and is a predicted model, not a curated record. The transcript is spliced from 3 exons.